GGCUCUCCUGGAGAUUCAGCUGCAGAGGGCGGGAGGAGGAGCAGGAAGCCUCCUCCCGCCUCUCCUCUCCCAGCACCUCUGAUUCUUAAGACUCUGUCUCCCAGCACACAAACAACGGGAAAAGUCUUCCGUGGAAGGGCAGCGCUCAGAGGGAAAGAGAGGACAUGAUGGCAAAGAAGGUGGCAGUGAUUGGAGCGGGGGUCAGCGGCCUGGUCUCGCUGAAAUGCUGUGUGGACGAGGGGCUGGAGCCCACCUGCUUUGAGAGGACGGGGGAUAUCGGAGGGCUGUGGCGAUUCCAAGAAAAUGUGGAAGAUGGCCGAGCAAGUAUCUACCGAUCUGUCAUCACCAACACCAGCAAGGAAAUGUCCUGUUUCAGUGACUUUCCAAUGCCUGAAGAUUUCCCAAACUUCCUACACAAUUCCAAACUUCUGGAAUAUUUCAGAAUUUUUGCCAAAAAGUUUGAUCUUCUAAAAUACAUUCAGUUCCAGACGACUGUCCUCAAGGUGAAAAGGCGCCCAGACUUCUCGUCCUCCGGCCAAUGGGAGGUUGUCACCCAGAGCGCAGGCAAGGAGCAAAGCGCCGUCUUUGACGCAGUUAUGGUUUGCAGUGGUCAUCACAUCCUGCCUCACAUCCCCCUGCAGUCCUUUCCAGGUAUCGAGAAGUUCAAAGGCCAGUAUUUCCACAGCCGGCAAUACAAGCGCCCAGCUGGAUUUGAGGGGAAACGCAUCCUGGUGAUUGGAAUAGGAAACUCGGCCUCGGACAUUGCCGUGGAGCUGAGCAAGGAGGCUGCGCAGGUAUUUAUCAGCACCAGAAAAGGCUCCUGGGUCAUGAGCCGAAUCUCAGAAGAAGGCUAUCCUUGGGACAUGGUGUUCCACACCCGGUUCAGCUCCAUGCUCAGGAAUGUUCUGCCACGAACCAUUGUCAAGUGGAUGAUGGAGCAACAGAUGAAUCGGUGGUUCAACCAUGAAAAUUACGGUCUGCAGCCUCAGAACAAAUACCUCCUGAAGGAACCUGUCCUGAACGACGACCUCCCAAGCCGUCUACUCUGCGGAGCGAUCAAGGUGAAACCCAGGGUGACGGGGCUCACAGAAACCUCGGCCAUGUUUGAGGAUGAGACAGUGGAGGAGGACAUCGAUGUCAUCGUCUUUGCAACAGGAUACACCUUCGCUUUUCCUUUCCUUGAAGAGUCGCUUGUCGAGGUGGAGGAUAUCGGGGUCUCGCUGUAUAAAUACAUGUUCCCCCCGCAGCUGGAGAAGGCCACCCUUGCGUGCAUCGGUCUCAUCCAGCCCCUGGGGUCCAUUUUCCCAACCGUCGAACUCCAGGCACGGUGGGCGACCCGAGUGUUCAAAGGCUUGUGCAGCUUGCCCUCACAGAAGGCCAUGAUGGAGGACAUUGUCAAAAGGAAUGAAAAAAGAAUCGACCUGUUUGGAACAAGCCAGAGCCAGAUACUGCAGACCAAUUACAUCGACUACCUGGACGAGCUCGCCUCGGAUAUAGGCGCGAAGCCAGACUUGGUCUCCCUUUUGUUCCAAGACCCCAAGCUGGCUGUGAAACUCUACUUUGGGCCCUGCAACUCCUAUCAGUACCGCCUGGCUGGGCCUGGGCAGUGGGAAGGAGCCAGGAGGGCCAUCCUCACCCAGAAGCAAAGGAUCCUGAAGCCUCUGAAGACCCGGUCUCUGAAGGCGGCGUCUGCUCUCCCCGCUCCCCUGCUGCUGACCCUGCUGGGGCUUCUGGCCAUCCUCAUGGCCCUUUUCUUCCAAAUUCAGUAGUUCUGAUCUAUCAGCAAAACACUUCAGCUCUAGCUUCUUGUCAGUCAGUGCCUCUUAAAGAAAACCAAAACUAAGAGAAAAAUAUUAUUUAGAUUUAGAGUUAGGAGGAAUAAGUUAGCAGGGGAACUGUGGGGAAGGAGGAGAAUUAGGUCCAUACAUAAAACCAAGGUCAUGGCAGGAAAUCUCCUUGCCAGCCCACCCUCUCCUCAAGUUCACCAGGCUCCAAAGAGUACAAUUUAAAAACGCUGUUCCCCAAGUAGAUAGAGCUGCUAGCCUUGGUGAGGUCUGAGUUAUGUGGAGCAGUGUAGAAAUUACACAGGCUGCAAAGCAGCUCCCUGGCUUGAAUAACUGAACGACGGAAACCGUGGUCAACAUUCACGACUCCCGCAGAGACACGUGACGGUGUUCCUGCAUGGGCCCAGUUUGGUACAAGAGUUCUCAGAUGCUAGGUCAGGCUCCAUUUGCUUGGUGCAGAAAUCACUCAAAAAUACGUGGGGCAAAAAUAAGAGGACAGACAGAAAAGCACACAAUGCUCAGAGAGACUGUUGAGCUUCAAAUUAAAAGCUAACCAAAUGGCCCCAUCCCCUGUAUCUGACAGCAAAACAGCUAUGAAAAUAAAAAUAAGCUUGCCUUAACAGCUAGCUAAAAGUACUCAUCAUAGACCAGAAAUUGCACUGUGUGCACUGCGUAUAUAUUGUUUUAUUUAAUUCUCACAACAAUUCUGAGAUGGGGAAAGCUAUGCUACCCCAUUUUACAGAUGAUGAAACUAAGACUCAGAGCAGUUGUAUAACCUGCCCAAGACCACACAGCUCAAAUCGCAGCCCAGGUUUGUUGGACUUUGAACUGAAGGUCCUGAUCUCAGCCUACAAUGUAUUUAUUAACAAAAACCUAAUAAAGGACUUACCAAUA
Messenger RNA from Sciurus carolinensis (gray squirrel), 2678 nucleotides. RefSeq names its product flavin containing dimethylaniline monoxygenase 2 (gene Fmo2). Lineage: Eukaryota; Metazoa; Chordata; Mammalia; Rodentia; Sciuridae. The transcript is spliced from 9 exons. Bases 165 to 1769 code for a protein of 534 amino acids. Gene Ontology annotation, molecular function: NADP binding; flavin adenine dinucleotide binding; N,N-dimethylaniline monooxygenase activity. The record is from RefSeq and is a predicted model, not a curated record.